This is a messenger RNA of Aspergillus sclerotioniger CBS 115572, 2197 nucleotides long. RefSeq lists its product as uncharacterized. NCBI's taxonomy places the organism in Eukaryota, Fungi, Ascomycota, Eurotiomycetes, Eurotiales, Aspergillaceae. The transcript has 2 exons. The record is from RefSeq and is a predicted model, not a curated record. The coding region runs from base 58 to 1962 and encodes 634 amino acids.
AUAGCCAACAAUAGCUCCCCUGAAUACGAGAGACUCUUCUUUGAGGCUGCUGAGAGAAUGAGACAGGCCGCUGAGAGAAUGAAACAGGCCGAGGAGAGAAUGAGACAGGAAUGGAAGCGCGGUCAACGAUCCACAUUCACUGAGCUUCUGUGCUUCUGCCACAACUUACUCUCUCGACCGCUGAGAAUUGAAUCACCAUCUCACUCCACAACAGAACCCAUACCUCUUUCUAUCGGCAAAUACUGUCCUGUGCGACUGGAGCCGUGGACGGAUUGUGCGGCACAGCUGCAAGAAAUCUACAACUCCGUAUGUAGCUAUCUAGAACCAACUGACGGAGAUGGCGCCCGAUUGUUUGUCCCCCGGGUGGUUCUUGAAGAGGAUGCUAGACGAGUGCACCUUUAUCCCAUGGAUGGCGAACGAGCUCUCAGGUACUAUGAGCGCUUUGCUGUGGAGGGACAUGUUUCCGACAUCGUUGCGGAGCUAUGCAAAAUCAAAGCUGCCCAAGAUCAGUUCGGCUUGGGCAAUGGGAUCCGGUUCGAAAAUCACACAAACACCCUGGACGACACCAACCGUAUAGAAGAGGCGAAUAGAAGGCAGCCAUCAACAAUAGAACAUCCGACACCGGAUCAGUUCUGCAUCUACCGAAAUGACGAGGGCACGGACACCCUCCUGACCUCUGUUGAAUACAUACCGGGUCACAAGCUUCCUGACGAAACUAUUCGCUUGGGACUCCGACCGAUGUACGUAUGGCGGGAUAUGGUAUAUUCCAAUAAGAUACCCCGGGAGGGGGAAGAAAAAUUGAAGUACGAUGCAGAAAGACUCGUCUGCUCUGCCCUGGUUCAGGAAUACCAUGUGAUGAUUCAGGAAGGACUUGAGUAUUCCUACGUGGCCAAUGGGACUGCUCGUGUACUUCUUCGCGUUCCAUCCGAUGAUCCCAGUACAUUGUAUUAUUUCUUUUGUGACCCCAACAGAGAAUUGGAGGGCGACAUUGCUCAGAGCCUUCAAGAACCAAAGACCUCGAUUGCCCGGGUACUGUGCAUGUGCUUGAUGGCUUUUGGCUCCACUGUGCGUGGCCAGGAAUGGAGGCAAGCUGCACAGUCGGGGCUGCCUUUGUGGACAAGCAAUUUCGACACUGGGUCUGAGAUCCCUCAGGACGUAUUGCAGCAAAGCGGAUCGCAGUCCGAUUCCUCCUCUAAGCAACGAGUGGCUCAUGAACGCAAGACUAAGGAUAACCGGGGCAGUCAGCCCGGAGGUCACGAUGCGCUAUUUUGCACCCAGCGAUGUUUACUUGGGUUACAGACAGGGGGUAAUCUGGACGACAGUUGUCCCAAUGUGAAGCUUCAUCGUCAAAAUCAAACUGAGGUCAAACACCCCCUCACCUCAGAGAAUUUAGUGCGUUUCCUAAAGGCACAACUCGACGAAAACAUCGAUCGAUGUAUCCCUCUUGGAGGUUGCGGAGCAUACGGAGCGCCGUUCAAACUGACCUGUGUCACAUAUGGCUACACUGUUGUGGGAAAAGGAACAACAUCUGGUCUGUGGAAACAAGUUUCCCGUGAAGCGAAGAUAUACCAAAUCUUGCAAAAGGCUCAAGGAUCUGCGGUGCCGGUCUUUUUGGGAAGUAUCGACCUGUUAAAAACCUACUUUCUUCAUGGGGCUGGAGCGAUUCGUCACAUGCUCGUGAUGGGCUGGGGAGGCGAAACCACUGCAAAGAUGGAGCCGACAUCGUCCCUUGAUCAGGAGAUUCGCAGAUCAAGCGCGGAAAUCGAAGCGUUGGGAAUCAGACAUGAGGACCUUCGACGCGAUAAUAUUCUUUGGAAUGAAGAGUUGGGGCGGGCAUUGAUUAUUGACUUUCAUCGCUCGACUUUCAUAAAUCAGCAGCUGACUUCACAUCGACCACAAAAAGCAAAGAGACGACUAUCAAGCGAAGAGACAAGAGAUGGAAAACGCCUGCAUAUGUCGUAGGGUUGGCACAGCUUGAUCAAUGCGUUCCUCGGAAUACAGCAUUCGUAUACGCCUCAAGCACUUCCCACUAUGUGGUAGGGCAUGCACGCAUACCAAACGACGUGGAACAAACAGGUUAAUACCUGGAAUGAGAAGCGGGGAAUGGCAGAGGGACUCGCAGGCAACUUUGCAAUUCAUUAACUGUUUCUUUCAUUGCUAUGUUCUAUUGUUUUAUCAACUUCUUUCCAUACGUGUG